This is a messenger RNA of Dicrocoelium dendriticum, 339 nucleotides long. The record is from the annotation of a GenBank genome assembly. NCBI's taxonomy places the organism in Eukaryota, Metazoa, Platyhelminthes, Trematoda, Plagiorchiida, Dicrocoeliidae.
AUGGAUGUUGCGAGGUUAUCGAAUGAAGAAAAGCUGAAACUUAGCCGCAUCUACUUUUUCGCUGGAUUACCGUGUUUACCUUUCAUUUGGUGGAUUAACGUUUGCUGCUUUUACCGUGAACUUAACACUUCCAGCAUAUAUCCCGAACUUCGUUCGUUACAACGAUGUAAGCAUCCGAUUCCUCCGCUACUUUCAGCAGACGUUACUCUGAGUCUUAUUGGCGCCGUUUUGUGGACCGCUCUUCUUGGGGUCUGGUUGGCUGUGUACACCAAUCGGCGCAUUAGUUGGGGUGAAUUCGGUGACCGCAUAUCAUUCAACAUUCCUCCUGGACGCCUUUGA